UUCCAACCACAAGCCACUUCUCCAGCCUCUAGACCACAGCUGCCCGCAAUAGGCUCAUUUCUGAUGACUGAUGAAAUGGAACUCUUAAAGGUUCUAGAACUCCUGUGCUUUGACGUCUCCUCUAUAUAGAACUGCUGUUUCACAGUGAAAACAUUCUGCUGUAGUCUCUUUAGGUGUUCCUUUGAUCCCAACACAACAGUUUGCACUACGAUCUCCAGCAGAUUCGACGCUGUCACACAACGUUUCUGACAAAGCAACUCAUACGAAAUUUUGAAGACACGAUUCUUCAGAAAUAUUCAUUUUUCUGCAACCAAAGAAGCUUCCUUGAAUUCAGUUACAAUGGACAGAGGAGAUGGACCCCACAACGGUGCUAACCACAAUGCUCCUGACCUCGUUAUGCCAGACUUAGGAGACGGACCCCACGUUGGCCCUAACCAUGCUGAACCAGUACAUAACCCACAGCAAGAAAUACUGCAGGCCAUUGAACAAGAUGAGCAACUUGAUGCUGGAAUGAUUCACUUGCUGCGGUUCAUUUUAAUUAAUGGACUUGUGAUAGAAGCCAUUGAUUUACUGAGGCAAAUUAGGGAUGAACUGGAGGCCAACAAUAUUGUCAACAAUUUUGACAAUAAUGAUGAUGACAAUGAAGAACGAGCUGAAGAAGAAUAUGUAGAUGGUCGACAAGUUGAAGAUGCUCCUGCCGAGCCUCGAGUUGACUUGGAAGUCAACCAUCCCGUGGAAGCAGAAGAUCCCCUGCCUGGAGGAUCCGGGAGGAAUGAACCGCCUGGUGCCAUCUCUGACAGUGACCUCGACAGUGAUGCUGAGGAAGAAGCACCCUCCAGCAGCUCAGUGCCUGGAGGAUCAAGGAGGAGGUCAAGAGAGGAAGAUGAAGGAGAUAAGAUGAGCAGGAAACGAUUCAGGUGCUGGAAUGAAUUGACAGACAGUGACAGUGACACUGACAGCGACACAGAUGAUGAAGAAGCAGCGCACUCUUCUAGCCAGCUGUCUGGAGGAACCAGCAAGAGAAGACGAGAGGAGGAGGAUGAUGAUGACAGCAGAGGCAGCAAACAAUCCAAACGCCGACGCUAUUAGACUUAGACUUUCUUUAUUUGUCAUUUGGAUUUUCAUUGCAAACGAAUUUUCGGUACAAUGACUCAAGCACAGCAGGAAUUACCGACAAUAUUCUUUAAAAGAAAAAAAAUAAAAAAUAUAA
This is a messenger RNA of Scatophagus argus, 1210 nucleotides long. RefSeq names its product clumping factor A-like. The coding region runs from base 340 to 1089 and encodes 249 amino acids. The transcript has 4 exons. The record is from RefSeq and is a predicted model, not a curated record. Lineage: Eukaryota; Metazoa; Chordata; Actinopteri; Scatophagidae.